Topomyia yanbarensis is the source of this 1771-nucleotide messenger RNA. Its product is annotated as zinc finger protein 182-like. The transcript has 2 exons. Gene Ontology annotation, molecular function: zinc ion binding. Gene Ontology annotation, cellular component: nucleus. Lineage: Eukaryota; Metazoa; Arthropoda; Insecta; Diptera; Culicidae. Bases 278 to 1609 code for a protein of 443 amino acids. The record is from RefSeq and is a predicted model, not a curated record.
UCUUCAGAAAACCUGGUGGUGAACAGCUGAUCCAGCAACAGUCAACGAAAGGGUGUAGCAAAUGUCAUUCCGGUCGAGCAUGGGCUCGGAAAGUACCGUUAUGUAACACAGUACAUUUUGCUUCAUUAUUUGUGUAUUUUGUCGAGUAUUUCAGAACUGAAUAAAUAAUAAUAAAUCCAAUAAGUUACCAAAAUUUUCGAUUAUAAUUUGAGUCUUGAAAAGAUGUUUUAUCCUCGACCUUGUAUAAAACAUAACGGACAGGUAUAAUUAAAUCACAAUGUCAGCAGAAAUAUGUCGGAUAUGCCGAAAAUUAAAAACUGAUGCAGCUAGCUUUGUAUCACUAUUCUCGAACCGUGAUACUGACGAGGGUUCGUUAGCUGACAUGUUCGAGAUUGUGGCCGGCGUCUCGGCUAGUCCAGAGGACACAAAUAUGCCACAGGAAAUUUGUUUGGAUUGCUCUAAACAACUUGAAAUAUCCUUUGAGUUCUGCAAACUUUGCGUCGAAUCUGAUAAAUUCUUACGGAGUCAAUGCAGCUCGGAGAUAAUCGUUCUGGACGACGACAAACCAAUUCAAUUAUCGGAAGAACAAUCACAGCCCGGUCAAAGCAUUGAAUCAACUUCCGUUUAUCUCAGCGACUACGACGUCUCUUUCUAUCAAAUAAUAUUGGAUCGUUAUUUUUACAUGGUGUUAGUUUUCGUGGCUCAUCGCUGCUGUGGAUGUCAUCAAGCAUUUGCUUCAGUUGAUGAACUACGUGUUCAUUCACAGCAUGAUCAUAAGCAAAACUGCACAAUCCUCAGCGAUCAUCAAUGCCCAAGAUGCUUUAUGUGCUUCUCGAGUGCCGAUGCUCUCAGCUAUCAUCGUCAAUCCGUACAAGAUCAUCUAUUCUGCUGUCGGGAAUGUUACCUGCUUUUUGAACAAAAGCACACGUUGUUUGAUCAUUUGCGGCAAUAUCAUUAUAGAGUGCAAGACGAUCUUGAAAAAGAAUUCUACAACAUGGAAGAUCAGAUGAUUGAUCACAGUAUUUUUGAGCCGGAAUCUAAUCUAGUUGUAAGCCACGUUCAAUCUUUGGCAGAAAUUGAUACGAGCGUCGAUCCUUACACACUAGGCUUUUGUGAGCUGUCGGCGGAUUUGAAACUUAGCCAUUUAAAAACCUCCCAGUACAAAGUUGCGGAACGGAAUGACGGUUUCUCUAUAAUAGAUUUCACCUGGCAUCGGUGCUGUGCGUGUAAUCACAUGUUCUCCAGCCAAGCUGAACUGGAUAUCCACUGCACCGAGGAACACAGAAACCCGUUCGGUCCACCGCAAAUCGAAGGAAAGCCUUUUAUAUGUAGGCAAUGCUGGCGUGGAUUCAAACGGAAAAGUUUGCUCAGUUUGCACCAGAAGUUUAAUCGGAAAAAGGUCUACGCAUGCAACGUCUGUUUGCGUGUCUACUUUGGACGGCCGGCCUACGAGAAACAUAUUCCUGGGUGUAGUACCGAGCAAAAUGACCCCGGUGCAGUGAAACCAGUUCAGCUCACUGCUGCAACAGAUGAUUUUACUGUUACGGGUGCUCGGCUGGAAGAAGUGAAGGAGGAAUCUGACGAUGAUGUUUAUAUUUUGAAUGAUUGAGUUGGAGUAUAUGGACACUAGACGGUCCGAUUCUUAGUUUGCCAUUUUACGUUAUAACUUUGCUAGAUAUAAGAAAUAUCAUUUAAAAUUUUAACAACAAAUUAACAUGCAUAUUUUGUCUAACCCAUACAAUGGAUUUUAAAAAUAAAAUUGGAUACUUGA